This is a messenger RNA of Micromonas commoda, 1003 nucleotides long. RefSeq lists its product with no specific name. The transcript has a single exon. The coding region runs from base 1 to 858 and encodes 285 amino acids. The record is from RefSeq and is a predicted model, not a curated record. Lineage: Eukaryota; Viridiplantae; Chlorophyta; Mamiellophyceae; Mamiellales; Mamiellaceae.
AUGUCAACAACGACGCCAGAACGGCGGUCCCCGGCGCGAUCGAUGGAGGCUGGUUCGGCGCGGGCGAUCGCGCGAGGGUGCCGCGGGCGCACGACCGCGCCGCGUCCGCGGAGGAACCCGGCGCCGACCCGCGCGGCGCGAGGCCCGCCGCGCGCGGCUGCGGGCCGCUGCCGGGGCGCCGGAUCGACCGCGACGUUUACCGCGCGGGGAUCCCGGACGCGAACGCGCGCGAGUUCGCCGUCGACCCGAUGCCGCGCGAUGCCGCCCCGCGUUGAGGACAGCGACCUCCUCGCCGGCGACGUCGCCGUCGUCUGGCUCUUCGCGCUGACGCAGAAGACCGCCUCCGUCGCGCUGUCGCCGUCGUUUCCCGGCUGGCUCGCGCCCGUCGCCGUCGAUCCGGAAUCGCUCGCGGGGUUCCUCGGCGAGAGCACCUGGCUCGCGACGACGUGGAUCGUCGUCAGCGCGGCGAUCGGCGGGUACGAGCUCGACGACGGAGUGCUCGGAAGGGAGGAGGGCGAGAUGCGGGAGGCGGUCAAGGGCGCGGCGCUCGCGUGGAUCGCGUGGGCGCCCGUCGCGCUUCUCGGUCUGCGAUGGUUCGAGCGCGCCACCGGUCUCCGCUCGUCGUUUCCCGCGGGCGUGACGCUCGGCACCGUCCUCGGGGUGAUGAUCGCGUGGCGCGCGUUCGCGAAGGUGGUGGGGCUGAUGGGGUGGUGGCGUCCCGGGCGCGUCAAGGGUGAACGGGAGGAUGACGACUGGGCGUUUCUGUUUGCGUCGCUCGGCGGCGCGGCGGCGGUGGCGACGGGUGGGGCGGUGGCGGACUUCGCAACGAGGUGGUUGGUCGAGGCGGACCUGGGGUGACGACGCGCCGCGAAGUACUGCAGGGCGCCGGACGCGCGGUGAACGCGUGCGGAGGAGGACGGGGGCGAUGAUCCGUAUGCGCUCGAUCAGCGGCGUUGUUAGAUUUUAGCGAAGACAUUUGCGAAGACAUUUACCGUUCAUAUUA